Messenger RNA from Exophiala aquamarina CBS 119918, 2577 nucleotides. RefSeq lists its product as uncharacterized. The coding region runs from base 1 to 2577 and encodes 858 amino acids. Gene Ontology annotation, biological process: glycoprotein catabolic process; carbohydrate metabolic process. The record is from RefSeq and is a predicted model, not a curated record. The transcript has 4 exons. Gene Ontology annotation, molecular function: beta-mannosidase activity. NCBI's taxonomy places the organism in Eukaryota, Fungi, Ascomycota, Eurotiomycetes, Chaetothyriales, Herpotrichiellaceae.
AUGGGCGAUGUCUCAGGUCCCGCGGACAUGCCAUUGCGUGCGAAGGUCGUUGACCUCUCACUUGGUUGGUCGUUUAAGCAGACAGACGAAGUCGGUUCGAACGCUUGGUUGCCAGUCAAGAAGAUCCCGUCGACCGUGCACCAAGACCUGAUAGACAACAAGAAAUUAGCAGAUCCAUUUAUCGGCUUCAAUGAGAUCAAGGCCGAAUGGGUCGGCCUGAAAUCAUGGACUUAUCGGGUUACAAUUUCAAGACCAUCACUGUCAAGUACUUCGCGGGCCGUGCUUGCAUUUGACGGCCUGGACACGUUCGCGACCGUCAAGCUCAGCGGCAGGACGAUCCUGGAGAGUGACAACAUGUUCCUACCUCACCGUGUGGACAUCACAGAUUUCAUCCAGAGUGCUGAGAGGAAGAGCCUUGACCUCGAGAUCACAUUCGAAUCUGCAUUCCUCAAGGCUCGGGAGAUCAAAGCGCAACACCCGGAACAUAAAUUUGUGGCGUUCAACGGAGACACAGCCCGUUUGGCGGUAAGGAAGGCUCAAUACCAUUGGGGCUGGGAUUGGGGCCCGCUACUGGUGUGUACUGGAAUCUGGAAACCCGUCCGCCUGGAGAUGUAUUCUGUGAGAGUCGCAGAGCUUCGCACCGAUGUGACUAUCUCCAACGACCACAAAUCCGCCACGAUCGGCACGAAGAUUGACGUGGAAGGCCACCAGAAUCACCACCAUCAUAGCCUCCAAGCAAGACUAGUCCUCAAGCUGGGCGACAAGAUAAUCGACUCGCUCGACACCAUAAUCUGCGCAGACGGCACAGCUUCCGGGCAGCUGAAGGUCAGCAGGCCUGAACUAUGGAUGCCGAACGGCUACGGCAAGCAGACAUUAUACACUGUGACGGCCAGCAUCCUCACCAACAAUGGAGAAACCAGUCUGCACACGGAAAGCAAACGCAUCGGACUCCGCAACGUCCAGCUCGUGCAGGAGCCUGAUGCGCGCGGAAAAUCGUUCUACUUCCGCAUCAACGGCGUGGACGUCUUCUGCGGCGGCUCGUGCUGGAUCCCAGCCGACAGCUUCUUGACAAACGUCACGCCGGAGAAGUAUCGUGCGUGGCUCGAAUUGAUGGUUCCUGCGAACCAGAAGAUGAUCAGGAUUUGGGGCGGAGGGAUCUACGAAAAUGACGCGUUCUAUGAUGCUUGUGAUGAACUGGGCAUUCUCGUGUGGCAGGAUUUCAUGUUUGGCUGCGGCAAUUACCCUUGCUAUCCGGCUAUCCUGAAGUCGGUGGAGCGGGAGGCCGUGGCUAAUGUUCGGAGAAUUCGGCACCACCCGAGCAUUGUGAUAUUUGCCGGAAACAACGAAGACUAUCAGGUGGCCGAGUCUGCACACUUGACAUACAACUACGAGGACAAGGACGAGGAACACUGGUUGAAGACUGAUUUCCCAGCCCGGUUUAUCUACGAGUCGCUGUUGCCCAGGGUCUCUGCGGCCGAAGCUCCGUGGAUUCCUUACCAUCCUGGAUCUCCUUGGGGAGAUGGAAAGAUCAGCUCAGACCCCACCGUGGGCGACAUGCAUCAGUGGAAUGUAUGGCACGGCACACAGGAGAAGUAUCAGAUUUUCGACUCUCUGGGCGGACGAUUUAAUUCCGAGUUUGGCAUGGAGGCUUUCCCGCACAUUGCGACGAUCAAGUCGUUCGUGGAGAAGGAAGAAGAUCUCUAUCCCCAGAGUCAUGUGCUCGAUUUUCACAACAAGGCCGAUGGGCAUGAGCGGAGGAUCGCCACCUACCUUGUGGAGAACGUGAGGACAGCAACGUCUUUGGCAGCGUACAUCCACUUGACACAAUUGAUCCAAUGUGAGGCACUCAUGUUUGGCUAUCGCGGCUGGCGCAAACAGUGGGGGAAUGAUAGACACUGUGGCGGGGCCUUGGUGUGGCAAUUGAACGAUUGCUGGCCAGUGACAAGCUGGUCGAUCGUCGACUACUACUUACGGAGGAAGCCUGCCUAUUACGCGAUGGCUCGUGUAUUGGCUCCGGUGGCGGUCGGGGCCCGCCGCAGUUAUCACGAUUGGAGUGUGACGCAUGCUCGAGAACCGCCUACGCAGGACUGGGAGUUAUGGGUGGUGAGUUCGAAGCUGACUGACAUUAUCGCUGACGUGGAGGUCAAAUUUGUGUCUGUUCGAACUGGGCAGGAGAUCAAGCAGAAGAUAGUGCAGAAAGGGAUCCGAGUGAAAGCCAAUGGCACCACGGACGUGCUGAAAGGAGUGAUUGACAACGUGCAGGAAGAGCCCCACGUCCUUGCAGCAAGAAUCUGGGUGGACGAUAAGCUGGUGGCCCGAGAUACUGACUGGCCUCAGCCACUGAAAUACCUUCCGUUCCCUGAACGCAAGGUGAAAGUCGAGGUGGUUGGUGGUGAGAUGCAUGUGAGUGCUGAGAGGCCAGUCAAGUGUCUGGUCUUUGAAGAACGCGAGGGAUGCCACCUCAGCGACAGUGCAAUCGAUAUAGUGCCGGGCGAUAAGCAGAUCAUCCAGGUCCGAGGCCUCAAGGCUGGAAGCAACCCUUUGGACUGGACCUACCUAGGCGCAGGGGAACAGUGA